AUGGCUCCUGAGGCUGGCUCCUCUGGGGUUUCUCUCGGUUAUUUCUGGCUCUUUGAUCUGCCUUCUCCUAAUUUGGGUCAGACCCGUGGUGACAAAUGUCCCAUGGCGAUAGAUAAUUCCUGUGAUCUAUUUGAUUCCACCCUGGUGGUGCCACCACGAUCAGCUUCAGAGACUCCUCCACUCUCUGGAAAUGACACGGACUCCCUCUCCUGCAACAGUGGCAGCUCGGUCACCAGCACCCCAUGUGCGUCCCACCUGGUCGCUGGCCACCGCCCGUGGGCCCACACGAGUGGCGGCCACGUCCUGGGCCUGGCUGGGGACUACGAGGCCCUGUGCCAGCAGAUUGGCCAGGGCCAGAAGCUCUUUGCCGAGAUGGCCCUUCAGAUCCAAGAGGCUCCCCAGCCCGCAAGCCCAGAGCCGGGAACCAAGGGUCCACACUUGGCGCCUCUGAACAGGUUUGUCACCAGCGUGGGCACAGCCAAUCUGAUCCUCGAAGAGGCUGCGAGAUUAUUGACGCUUUUCUGGAGGGUCUCACUCCCCACAACUGGCCAGUGCCCGCUUCAGUGUGAACAGACUGGAAAAAUGAAGGCAGAGAUCACCAAACUACACAAAAAGCUGUUUGAACAAGAAAAGAAGUUGCAAAACUCUGUGAAGCUUUUGCAGCUGAGCAAGCACCAGGAAAAAAUCAUCUUUGAUCAGUUGGUCGUAACCCACAAAAUCCUUCGGAAGGCCAGAGGAAACCUGGAGCUUAGGCCUGGGGGUGCCCAUCCAGGAACAUCCAGCCCCAGCCGACCAGGCUCCUGAGGAGAACUUUCCAGCCAAUAAAGCUUGUGGUUCCCACUGA
Messenger RNA from Leptonychotes weddellii (Weddell seal), 844 nucleotides. Lineage: Eukaryota; Metazoa; Chordata; Mammalia; Carnivora; Phocidae. The record is from RefSeq and is a predicted model, not a curated record.